UAUUUAGAAAAUAACCUAAAAAAAAUUCUAACCAUUUGAAGCGUAUAAAAUCUUAAACCCUAGCGGCCACCUGAAAACCCUCUUUGUUUUCUUAUAGAGUAUUUGUUCUUCUACUCUGAUUUAUCCUCCAAAAGAAUGGCGCGCACUAUCAAAAACCCUAAAAAGGCUAAGAGAAAGAAUAAGGGUUCAAAAAAAGGCGAUGGAGCAUCAACGUCUUCGUCAGUGCCGACAAUUCAGCCAAGGGUUUGGCAACCAGGAGUUGAUGAAUUGGAGGAAGGAGAAGAGCUUCAAUGUGAUCCUUUAGCUUAUAAUUCACUUCACGCUUUUCAUAUUGGAUGGCCUUGUUUGAGCUUUGAUAUCGUACGUGAUUCGUUGGGUUCAGACCGGAAAGAUUUUCCACAUUCGGUGUAUUUUGUUGCAGGGACUCAGGCAGAGAAGGCUUCUUGGAACUCUAUUGGAGUGUUUAAAGUAAGCAACAUUUCGGGAAAAAGGCGUGAGCUAGUUCCUAAGAAAUCUUCCGAGGAUGAUCCUGAUAUGGAUGGUGAAAGUAGUAAUAGUGAUGAUAGUGAGGAUGAAGAAGAAGGUGCUUCUGGUGCACCGGUUUUGCAGUUGCGAAAGGUUGCUCAUCAUGGAUGUGUUAACCGUAUACGUUGCAUGGGACAAAAUCCUCACAUAUGUGCAUCAUGGGCUGAUAGUGGUCAUGUUCAGGUAUGGGACUUCAGUUCUCAUCUGAAUGCUUUAGCGGAAUCAGAAACGGAAGGUAUCCAGGGAAGUUCGGUUUUUAACCAGGCUCCGUUAGUUAACUUCCGUGGCCACAAAGAUGAAGGCUACGCAAUUGAUUGGAGUCCUGUUGUUGUUGGAAGGCUUGCAACCGGGGACUGCAAGAAUUGUAUUCAUCUGUGGGAGCCUACAUCUGAUUCAACUUGGAAUGUUGAUCCUACUCCGUUUAUUGGACAUUCUGCUAGUGUCGAAGAUCUCCAAUGGAGUCCAACGGAACCUCAUGCAUUUGUGUCGUGCUCUGUGGAUGGGACUAUCGCAAUUUGGGAUAUCCGUAUAGGAAAGUCACCGGCAGCUUCUUUUAAGGCACAUGACGCAGACGUGAAUGUCAUCUCAUGGAAUAGGCAAGCUAGUUGUAUGUUAGCAUCGGGAAGUGAUGAUGGCACGUUUUCAAUCCAUGAUUUUAGGUUGCUCAAGGAUGGAAAUACAGUGGUAGCUCAUUUUAAGUACCAUAAAUACCCAGUAACAUCAAUCGAGUGGAGUCCACACGAAGCCUCCACGUUGGCAGUUUCAUCAUCUGAUAAUCAGUUAACAAUAUGGGAUCUUUCUCUCGAAAAAGACGAAGAAGAAGAAGCGGAAUUCAAAGCUCAAACAAAGGAGCUCGUAAAUGCCCCGCAAGAUUUACCUCCGCAACUUCUUUUUGUUCAUCAGGGACAAAAGGACUUGAAAGAACUUCAUUGGCAUGCUCAGAUUCCUGGAAUGAUUGUGUCAACUGCCGCGGAUGGUUUCAACAUCUUAAUGCCUUCAAAUAUACAGAGCACUCUCCCCUCCAAUGGCUCUUGAAAAGAAUAGUGUCUUUUUGGCUCCUUGCUGGUAACAAAUGAAUCAACUGCUAAUGCAAAGCUCAUAGGAAUUCAUGUAUGGAAUAUGGAGGUUUUUUUUUCUUUUAAUUAUUAUUUUUGCAUGGUGAUGUCAAUGUGUUAUUUGUUACGAAGGUACUCAAAUUUGGAACCUUAAAGCAUUUGUGUGAAUGUAGACAAUUGAAAUUUUCUACCAA
Molecule: messenger RNA, 1774 nt
Organism: Gossypium arboreum
Lineage: Eukaryota; Viridiplantae; Streptophyta; Magnoliopsida; Malvales; Malvaceae
Product: protein HEAT STRESS TOLERANT DWD 1
Exons: 12
Coding region: 136-1560 (474 amino acids)
Molecular function (GO): protein binding
Source: RefSeq, a predicted model, not a curated record